UCAUGCUUCGUAUCAAAAUUGUUAUUUGGGGCACAUUCGCCGAUUGACAGUUCAUCAGCUGUACAAAAAAAAGACCAAAACAAAACAGCUGAGAUACGUUAUCGGUUCCGAUUUAUGAUUUUCCUUCACACAGCACCAUCCAGAUAGUGUAGACCGUGUUGGGAGUGCAUCGAAAAUGUUCCGUCGAUCGUUGACCGUUUCCUACUCGCCGUUCCGAAACAAUUAUGUCACGCUACCGGAUAGCUACUAUCGGAUGCUUUCAAGCUACAAAAACGGGUGUCUCUGCUUGACGCAUCGCAUCGACACGUUCUACGUUUCGUGGGCACCGUAUGGGGGUGGAGGUUUGCCAGAGAACCACAUUGGCAUAAACGCGCAGGUAGCCAAAUCGAUGGGCCUGAAGGAGGGCGAUGCCGUGAUGGUCGCGAUGAUCAUAGACGUACGGUCGUUAAAACGGGUAGAGGUGAGCGCAGUAAGCGAAAAGGAUUGGGAAAUGUUGCAAAUCAGCAGCAGUCGCAUCCAAUCAAUUUUGCUCGAUCAAACAAGGAUCGUAACAAAGGGACAGAAUUUAAUCGUAUGGAUAAAUGAUUCCAUAAGCAUUAAAAUACGAAUAAAAUUUACGAUGCCAGCCCUACCAUUUGGUAGGCUAGAAAAUGAUACCGAGCUAGUGGUAGAGCCGUUCAAAAAGCUUCCCGGGCUUAACAACACGAUGCCGGAAAUUCCCAAACUGACCCGCAGUAGUACCAACCUUAACAUCGCAGAACUCGUACGCCAGCGCAACAUGGAGCGUAAAAAAUCAAGCGAAUAUAUAAGCGCACUAGAAAACGGAUUGUCUUCGUGUACGAUUGCAGCCACGCCUUCGCUUGAUAGCGGAAUAGCGUCCACCGUAGAUAGCUUAAAAAAGCGACCCAUGUCGUGGCAGAAACCAUUGGAAGGAAAAAAGGAAAAUGGGAUUAUUACAGCAGCCAACAGCCCAAAGAACGCUCUGCAGCGAUCGUCCACGAGCGGCAGUAACUCAUCGUCCGGUUCGAUAGCGGCAAUGAAUGCCCAAACGGCUGUACGGAAUUCUUCCUUCGAAAAGGAACUUGAACGUCAUCUGAACCAUUUGCAAACCAGCAAAUCGAUGGCAAACGUUAUGGGCUAUGACACAAUCACACCCAAAUCGGAAAGCCCUAUCGCCAGUCCGAAACGUGAGCCGUCCAAAACGGUCCACCUGGAUGGAUUGAUCGAAACGCUAGGCCAGAAUGUGGCAAAGGUGUACGAAUUCCGUGUCAUUCGUGGAAUGUGGAAUUGUCGACGCAGUACCACACAGCUUUGUGACAUACUAACGACUAAGGAAAACAUCCCCAGUACGAUGGACAUCAACAAACCGUGUCUGCUGACGACGAACGAUAAUCGAGAGUACUACGUAAAUGUACGGUUGGCAACGGACACGGACCGAUUUCCAAUGAAUGUCUAUCCCACGGUGGAGAUAAACGAUCGCCUGAUGGACCAGCUGGAAAUCAAUGAGGGGGAGAAAAUAACGCUCAAAUCCAUACACAACGCAUUGAACAUAGUGGAUCGUAUUGAGUUGCUUUCGGCGACGAAAGUGGCACCCGUGGUUGAGGAAGAUAUUGCGGAAAAGUUCAAACAGUUUGUGCUGCACAACUCCAAGAUACAUGCGCUACUGCUGAACCAAGAUCAACUAUUCAAACUGCCAGAAUACUACUUGACAAUCCGAUUGCAGCCACAAUCGCUAAAGUACUGUCUCAUUAACAGUACCAUACUGCGACGCAGCAAAAUAAGUUGUACCGGUGAGGUGAAACCGGUGGCCGGUUUAGCUGAGGUAGAUACAAAUAAGAAGAAACCUCUUGCAAUCAAAGAAUCGGCCGAACGCGCCAAGCUUGUGAAGAUAGAAAAAAUCGAACAAAUCAUAGAAGAGUGUACCGAUCGGUUAAAGUAUGCUCUGUGUUUAGAUACACGGAAUAAUGUACGGCAGCGGUGUAAUAUGUUUAUUGCAGGUUCCUCACAGAGUGGAAGGAAAACUGUGUGUGAAGACGUACUCAAACGAUUGGCAGAAGCCCCCUUCUACUGUUUCUCGACCACUUUCGACUGUGCCAAACACAAGGGACGAAAACCCGACUCGAUUCAGAAAGAUCUACGGCAUGCGCUCUACUUAUGUAUGUUCCAUAGUCCGGCUGUGCUUUUUAUGGAUGGGUUGGAUGUGCUAACGCAUCAAACAGGCGAUCAGAACACACCCGAUGCUGAAUAUCACAACAAAGUUUCGGAUGUUAUUCGUAAGCAAAUCGAAGAGUUUACCAGCAACAACCCGAUCGCGGUGAUCGCAUCGAUCAGCAGUUCGUCGAACCUAAAUCGUCGGUUACAUUCAUCCCGUGGCUACCAUCUGUUUCAGCUGCUCGUAAAGAUACCGAACCUCGAUAAGGUUGAUCGGGAGGGUGCACUGAAAGGUUUGUUCGUGCAUCGGCAGUGUAAGCUGGAUCGUCGUAUCGAUUGGAAGCGGCUUGCUAACCAAACGGAAGGCUACGCGAUCGGAAGCCUCGUGCAGCUAGUUGAUCGUGCAGUGUUUUACGCCUACAAACAGGACAGUAAAUUUCCUUUCGUCACGGAGGAAAUGGUUGCCAAUGCGGUGGAUGUAACCAAUCGUUACUGUUUGGUGGGGAUUGAAAAUCACAAACAAUCCAACCAGAUGGAUGAGGAUGACGCGGAUGAUGAUAUUGCAGGCGAUAAAAUACCGGGUCUGGAAGGUGCGAUUGAAGUGUUCCAGGAGGUGCUAAUGUGGCCGACAAGAUUUCCGAAAAUCUUCGAAGCUUCACCGCUUCGUAAUCAGGCGGGGAUACUACUUUUUGGUCCACCGGGUACGGGGAAAACGUAUCUUGUAUCAAAGCUGGCCAAAACUUGGAACCUGCGUAUGAUCUCCGUGAAAGGACCGGAACUGCUAGCGAAGUAUAUUGGGCAAAGCGAGGAAAAUGUGCGCAACUUGUUCGAUCGGGCAAGAAGUGCGAAACCUUGCGUGUUGUUUUUCGAUGAGUUUGAUAGCUUAGCACCACGCCGUGGACACGACUCGACUGGGGUUACGGAUCGCGUCGUUAAUCAACUGCUUACGGAGCUGGACGGGGUGGAAGGGCUGCAAGGUGUGACUGUGAUAGGUGCGACUUCCCGUCCGGAGCUACUCGAUCCGGCACUGUUACGCUCGGGGCGUAUCGAUCGUUUGGUUGAAUGUACUUUACCGGGUGUGACUGCUCGUUUGGAGAUUUUCAUCAAUCAUGGUAAAUCGCUUUCCCUCGACAAAGACGUCGAUCUUCGAGAGUUUGCCGUAAAAUCGGAGUACUAUACGGGUGCGGACAUAAGAAGCAUUUUAACUACGGCUAACAUGUUGGCUGUUCAGGAAUGUUUAAGCAUCAAUCCAGAGAAAGUGCCGGAGCAGAUAACGGUUAGCCAGCGGCAUCUAGUGGAAGCGUUUAGCAGCACGAGACCAUCGCUAACGGCAAGGGAUGUGGCAAAAUACAGGGAAACUUACGCACGGUUCACCAACAAAGAACCACCGUCACGCGAUUUUGUUGCCAAACGUGCUACAUUAGCAUAAACGCAUUAACUCUUUACUUUACAAAAGUACGGUUUUGAUGCGAAUGGUGGUGUUUUUUUUUAUAUUUAUAUGUUUAAAGGGAAAUGUGCUUUUCAUGGAUUAAUUUGAACAAUUUGUGCAUUUUGGUUGGUGUUUGAUGGGAAUGUUCCUUUUAUGCAGUAAUAAAUCUGUUGGCAUUUUGUUAAAAAAACACACACAACA
Anopheles funestus (African malaria mosquito) is the source of this 3781-nucleotide messenger RNA. It is a transcript of the gene Pex1, whose product is annotated as peroxisome biogenesis factor 1. The record is from RefSeq and is a predicted model, not a curated record. NCBI's taxonomy places the organism in Eukaryota, Metazoa, Arthropoda, Insecta, Diptera, Culicidae. Gene Ontology annotation, biological process: protein import into peroxisome matrix. The transcript is spliced from 11 exons. The coding region runs from base 176 to 3580 and encodes 1134 amino acids. Gene Ontology annotation, molecular function: ATP hydrolysis activity; ATP binding. Gene Ontology annotation, cellular component: cytosol; peroxisomal membrane; peroxisome.